Messenger RNA from Saprolegnia diclina VS20, 1489 nucleotides. RefSeq lists its product as hypothetical. Gene Ontology annotation, molecular function: RNA polymerase II cis-regulatory region sequence-specific DNA binding; DNA-binding transcription factor activity, RNA polymerase II-specific. Gene Ontology annotation, cellular component: nucleus. The record is from RefSeq and is a predicted model, not a curated record. The transcript has a single exon. Gene Ontology annotation, biological process: regulation of transcription by RNA polymerase II. NCBI's taxonomy places the organism in Eukaryota, Oomycota, Saprolegniomycetes, Saprolegniales, Saprolegniaceae. The coding region runs from base 106 to 1434 and encodes 442 amino acids.
CGCAGAGACCUGAACACCCGGCUUCUCGCUCGCGCUGCUCACCCGGCGCCGCUUUUGAUCUACGAUUCGAGUCGCAUUCUCCCAGCUUCCUAACACUACUACACGAUGGGCGGUGGCAUUGCUGACAUCGAGCCCGAGUCUGAUGGCGAGAAGCCCCCGGAAGGUUCCUUUGCCGCUGUAACACCUGGCCGCGUCGGCCUCAAGAAGUGCGAGUCGUUCUCGGACUCGGGCUGCGAGUCACCUGGCAACUGCAAGGAUGGCUGCGACUCGAGCCCGCAGUCCAACAGCUCGUGCGACAACAAGAAGUUUGUCUGUCCCGUGCAGGGCUGCGGUCGCAUCUUUUGCUCGUCGAGCAACCUCGGUCGCCACGUCAAGGCGCACUCGGGCCUCAAGCCUUUUGCGUGCUGCAAGUGCUCCAAGCGCUUUGGUCGUGCCUUCACCCUUGCGCGCCACGAGAUCACGCACACGGGCCAGAAGCCCUACCACUGCGAGAUCUGUAACAAGGGCUUUAACACGUCGGGAAACCUCUGCCGUCAUCGCCAUAUCCACGAGAAGGAGAAGAACCAGGGCGUCCCUCCUGUGCGCCGCGCCAAGAAGCGCAAGAGCGUGAAUGGCAUCGACGACCCGUCCAAGAUGGCGCGCAGCGAGAACGACUCGGACUCGGACAACACCGACAUGCUCGACGCCAUCAAGGGCGAAGACGCGUCCAUGGUUGACGUGCUCGUCAACAACCUGUACAACCAGGUCGGCGAGUCGAGCGAGUUCGACAUGGAGCCGGCGCCGCUCAGCGGUCCCUCCGACGCGGGUAUGGAGACGGAUACCGACAACCUCACGGACGUCUUUUCGGACUUCGAGAUGGACGCCGAGGCGCGCCAGAACGCAAGUGCCAACUCGACGGUCGCUACGCCUAGCGUGCCCCUCUCGAACCCUGCCCAGGUUGCGUACAGCGCGUGCCUCCAAAUGGAGACGGCGCUCAAGUGCGGCGGUGUCAAGGAUCUCUACAUCCUCGCGCAGCAGGCAACGCAGGCAGCGGAAAUGGAGAUGCAGGACGCGUGCCUCAAGUACGACGACGCGGGUCGCCGCUUCGGUGCGCUCUGCCAGGUGGCUGCGCCCAACGUGUGCUCGGCCAUGUGCCGCUGCCUCGUCUUCCUCGAGUCGGAGAAGAACUCAGCCACGCGUCUCGUCCAGCGUUCGCGCCGCCUCUUUGAGCAAACCUGCGCCGCGCCGGCCAACCCCAAGGAUGAGUCGGACCGCAAGCACAAGCUUUUGCUCGAAGUCGUCUGCGCUUCCCAGGAUGCCGCCAGCUGCCUCAUCAACGCGUCGGAGGCCAAGCUCUCGGAGCUCAUGGUCCAGCAAGCUUCGGCCCAAGAAGCCGCUUCGAUGAUGAUGGGUCAACCGCACCCGUCCACUAGCAACAUCGAUAUGGUUCUGUAACACUACGACUAGGAAACCAAUAUCUAUUGAAUGAAUGUGUAGUACCAUCACCCUA